Molecule: messenger RNA, 869 nt
Organism: Tachysurus vachellii
Lineage: Eukaryota; Metazoa; Chordata; Actinopteri; Siluriformes; Bagridae
Gene: kcnmb3
Product: potassium calcium-activated channel subfamily M regulatory beta subunit 3
Exons: 4
Biological process (GO): detection of calcium ion; potassium ion transport
Cellular component (GO): membrane; voltage-gated potassium channel complex
Molecular function (GO): calcium-activated potassium channel activity; potassium channel regulator activity
Source: RefSeq, a predicted model, not a curated record
UGAAAAAAUCCAUGCGUAAACGUGCGAUGCCUCGGAGAAAACACAGAACACACUUUAUGGGAGAGAUCCUUCUGUAUCCAACCACCGUGCCCGAGUCACGGUGGAGAAGAGGUCAUGGUGGUGGUGAUGAUGGUGGUGGUGAGAAGGCCAAAACCCAGGUUCCUGUUUCCAGCGUAGGAGAAGAGAGAGCAUUGCUCCUGGGCUUCGUCAUGAUGGGCUUCUCCAUCCUCAUGUACUUUGCGGUAGGGAUCGUUGUGAUAAAGCCAUGUGUUCACAGUGAAUGGGGAGAUGCCACCAACUGCUCACUGAUCCAGGCUGAGUUUCUAAACGAGUCUGAUGAACGAGUGAGCAGUUAUCCGUGUCUUCAUGUCUUGGUGAAUGCCACAGCUGUAUCAUCUGAAAAAACACUGCAUCUACGCUACGAUGAAGCAGCCGUGAACCUGAGUCCAGAGUGUUUCUACACCCCAAAAAACCACCAAAACAAAUCCGACGUGGUGGAAGAGGCUCGGAGAAUCAAAGACGUCUUCUUUAAACUGCAAGGCCAGGAUGUAAGAUGCUACCUGAGCACUCGUUACCGAGAGGACGCCAUCCUGACGAAGAGGCACAACCUGCAUGUUGCGUUGCAGUGCAUGGUGUGGCCGAGCCUCUUGCUUUUUGGAGGAGUGUUGCUGGUCGGUCUGGUUAUGCUGACACAGUACCUUGCUCAACUGUGUAAUGAAGUCAUCCAAGAAAAAGAAUUAAUGGAGGACGAGCAGAGCACAACUGGGCAGAACAAACUCUAUCGAUUUCUUCCAUGCAGGCCCUGGAGUCCCAGCCUAUAAGAAGAUGAUUAUGGCAGCCAACCAAGCUCUAUGUGUACAAUACUGUAA